AUGGCUCCCCGAGGUCCUCGAGCAGAUGCCGCCCAGCGUGCAAAUCGAGGUGCUACGACCAAAGCAAAGACUACUACAAGAGGAGGGAUACAAAAGAGGAGGGCUGGUACAGCGAGGCCCGACGUGGAUGGCGAUCUGGACAUGGACGCUGUCGGUAAACAAGCUGCAAAAGCUGCGGGGCACGAAACCAAAGGGCCAAAAAUAAGGACAGCGAAAGCCGCUCCGGGGAAAACCCCCCGAGGCGCCUCAGCAGCGGCCCAAACAAUUUUCAAGCAUUUACAAGGAAGCAACGUCUCUAGUCUCUCUAGAAUUUCUGCAGCCAGCUCGGGGCGGGCCACCCGAGCCAGAGGCAAAGGAGCCAACUUGCACUUCCUCCGCGUCCAUGGAUUUAAACAAAGUAAAGCAGCGAGUAACCAAGACGGCGGUCUUCAUGAUCUAGUGGCCUUUCUGGAGAGAAAGGCAUCCUCAUUCACCAACGGGACCGGCAAUCAAACACGACAAGUUAUGAUCAAGAAGUCUCACGUGGUUGGAGAUUAUGUCUUUAUUGGUGCUGCAAAAGAAGACACAGACGAGAUUCUGAAACUCAACAAUUUUACCUUUGCUGGCGCGCAACUGGAAAUUGUCCAAACAACGGAAGAUUCGGCAAGCGAGAUGAAAGCGCCAAGAUCGAAAGAAGGCCAAGAAGUGACGGCCAAAUUUCAGGCCAUUUUGAGCCGUCGAUAUAUCGGCGUCAACAAACUUUUAAACCUCGAUGCACUUGCCUCGGAUGCUGAACUCGUCUCGAUGGGCAUGUUUGACCGCCCAGAUCUCGCGCUGAAGUCAUUCAAGGGUCUUAUGGUCGUUUGUGAUGAGCUGUUCAAGACUGACGCGGAAAAAAAAGAGGCUAUCGAGAGCAUCAGUCUUGCCAACAACAAUAUUGAAAACGUAGCUCAGGUUGAAUCGGUAGCGACAACGUUUCCGCAGCUGAAGAACCUGGAUAUGAGCAGGAAUCGGAUUGCCAACAUGCAGGGCCUGGAAAGGUGGAGGGGUAAAUUCAAGUCACUCGAAACACUCUACAUGACGGGCAAUCCCAUCGAUACCGCCGAUGCCAGCUACAAAACAACGCUGUUGCAGUGGUUCCCUAGGCUGCAAGAUAUCAACGGCAUGCAAGUCCGGACUGCUGAGCAACUUGCUGAACAAGAGGCGGCAUCAAGGCCGAAACCCAUCCCGCAGAGUGGACCGGACUUUCGCGAUGUGAACGGCAUUGGCGAGAACUUUCUCUUGGAAUUCUUUGCGGCGUACGACAAGGACCGACAAGGAUUGGCGUCCAGAUUGUACGAUGAUGAUAGUCAAUUCUCGUUGGCGAUUGACACACAAUCUGUUAGGGACACGGACGCCCCCGCCCCGAUGGGAUGGAGUUCAUACAUUAAGAUGUCUCGUAAUCUGGUUAAGAUAACGCAUCAAAAUGCCAGAGUUCAGCGGCUUUUCAAAGGCGCAAACAUCAUCUACGAGCUGUGGAAGGGUCUCCCGCCAACGAAACAUCCCAACAUCAAGGACGAACUUAGCAGAUACAUCAUGGACUGCCACCCAUUGCCUGGUCUUGGUGAUCCUACGGGACAAAACCCAAUGGGCGUGGAUGGUUUGAUCAUUACGGUACACGGCGAGUUUGAAGAAUAUGACGAGAAGACGGGGGCUGUUGGGAAGCGAAGCUUUUCGCGCACCUUUGUGCUAGGACCUGGUCGAGCUGGCAAGGGGUCAAUCCGAGUGGUCAGUGAUAUGCUCAUGCUCAGAGCGUUCAAUGCGCUGCCAAACGUCUUUCUUGCGGCGAAUCAAGGUCCUGUGGCUGGCAAUAACAAUAACGACACCGACGUGGAGCAUCAGGCCAUGGUUGCCGAACUAUGCAAACAAACCGGCAUGACGCCGCAGUAUUCGGAAAUGUGUCUGACUCAGGUGGGGUGGAAUUUCGACAAUGCGCUGGUGAUAUUCAACGAGAAAAAGGCCGGGCUACCACCAGAAGCAUUUGCCGUGACACCUCAGUAA
This is a messenger RNA of Metarhizium album ARSEF 1941, 2019 nucleotides long. RefSeq names its product mRNA export factor mex67. The record is from RefSeq and is a predicted model, not a curated record. Gene Ontology annotation, molecular function: protein binding; RNA binding. The transcript has 3 exons. Gene Ontology annotation, cellular component: nucleus. Gene Ontology annotation, biological process: poly(A)+ mRNA export from nucleus. NCBI's taxonomy places the organism in Eukaryota, Fungi, Ascomycota, Sordariomycetes, Hypocreales, Clavicipitaceae. Bases 1 to 2019 code for a protein of 672 amino acids.